AUGGACAAAGUGUCACCAACAGAUAGCUCGGUCGAUCCAAUGGAGGGAUGUAUUGGUUUGAAGUCUCCUGGAGAUAGCCAUGACAGUGACAUCUAUUCGCCUGAGAAUGCAGGAUUCAUGCCCACCCUGGAAGGAAUUCCAACAUUUACCUGCAGCUGUUUUAAGCAAUCGCUAGGCGAUCUAGCAAACAUGCUCAUGGUCAUAAUUGUCAUUAUCGAUAGUCUUCUUACCACACUGGAUGUCACAGCAACGUCAACCAAGGGUCCCGUCCAAGACGGAAUGCCUGUCAUGAGCAUUCAAAAUGGAGGUAAAAUAUCAAAAAAUAUGGGUGCCGGUUUCAAGUCUCACAUUGACGCUUGUCCUUUGCUUGUUGGGGGGUUUCCCGUGCCUUCUGAAGAAAAGACUUGUUUUGUCCGACAAAUUCUACAAACACGACUCUCAAUGCUUCUUUUGACUGUGAGACGCAUCCGUGCUUGCAUGGAACAAGAUUUGGCAGCAGCCAUCUCGCGAGGUCGGAUGUUGAUGAUUAUGGAGACAGAUCGUCGGUUGCAGCUCAUCAUGAUGAAGAUCAAAAUGGCUGUAGGAUGA
This is a messenger RNA of Penicillium macrosclerotiorum, 588 nucleotides long. RefSeq lists its product as uncharacterized. The record is from RefSeq and is a predicted model, not a curated record. Bases 1 to 588 code for a protein of 195 amino acids. NCBI's taxonomy places the organism in Eukaryota, Fungi, Ascomycota, Eurotiomycetes, Eurotiales, Aspergillaceae. The transcript has 2 exons.